Molecule: messenger RNA, 3860 nt
Organism: Falco peregrinus (peregrine falcon)
Lineage: Eukaryota; Metazoa; Chordata; Aves; Falconiformes; Falconidae
Gene: SIRAL2
Product: family with sequence similarity 118 member A
Exons: 8
Coding region: 270-1340 (356 amino acids)
Source: RefSeq, a predicted model, not a curated record
CCGGGUCUGGCGCCGCCUGCGGAGCCGCCCGCCCCGGGGCGAGGAGCCGGGCCCGGCGGGGUAGGGGAUGGCGGCCGCGGGGCUCGGCGCGGCUGGUAGAGCGGGGGUGGGUGUGCGCCGCCGGGCCGAGCCGCCGCUCCGGCUGCCGGUGGCCGUGGCCGCGCGGGGCGCCGUGUCCCGGGCAGCUGCGGGGCCUCCCGCCCCUCCGGCGCAGGGCAGGCCGGCAGCGCCGCCGGGGAGCGGCUUCCCUGCGCCCGCAGGGCUCAGAGAUGGAUUCAUCAGAACGAUCAACAAUCAGAAGUGAGCAGAAAUCCAGAAAAUUCUUAAAAAGUCUAAUACGAAAACAGCCUCGGGACCUUCUUCUUGUAAUUGGAACUGGGGUAAGUGCUGCAGUAGCCCCAGGGAUCCCAGCGCUGUGCUCCUGGAGAAGCUGCAUUGAGGCUGUAAUUGAAGCAGCUGAACAGCUGGAGGUGCUUCAUCCAGGAGAUGUUGCUGAAUUUCGUAAAAAAGUAAUCAAAGACAGAGACCUGCUUGUGGUUGCACAUGAUCUCAUCAGGAAAAUGUCACCACGUACUGGGGAUAUGAAGCCCAACUUCUUCCAGGAUUGUUUAAUGGAGGUGUUUGAUAAUUUAGAACAACACAUUCAGAAUCCUGUUGUUCUGCAAUCGAUCCUGAGACUCAUGGAGAGAGGCACAAUGGUUCUGACUACAAAUUAUGAUAAUUUACUUGAAAUAUUUGGUCAGCAACAGGGUAAACCUAUGGAAUCUUUAGAUUUGAAAGAUAAGGAUAAGGUUCUUCAGUGGGCAAGAGGUCAUAUAAAAUAUGGAGUUCUUCACAUUCAUGGCUUAUAUACAGAUCCCUGUGGAAUGGUGCUAGAUCCCUCGGGAUAUAAAGAUGUUACUCAAGAUCCUGAAGUUAUGGAAGUCCUUCAAAAUUUGUAUCGAACCAAGUCUUUUUUGUUUUUGGGCUGUGGAGAGACCCUGCGUGAUCAGAUAUUCCAAGCUCUUUUUCUUUAUACAGUAAAGAACAAAGUAGAUUUAGAACAUUAUAUGUUGGUGCUUAAAGAAAAUGAAGACCACUUUUUCAAGCUCCAGGCAGAUAUGCUGCUGCACGGAAUAAAAGUAGUGUCCUAUGGGGACUGCUUUAAACAAUUCCCAGAGUAUGUACAAGAUCUGACUGCUCAAAUCUGCAAGCAGAGAAGUCCAGAUGCUGAUCGAGUGGACAGCACAACACUGUUGGGAACUUCAUGUGUGGACUGUGCUAAAAGGAAGUUAGGAGAAAAUGGCAGUGACUCUCCUAAGAGAAGCAAGCAGUCAGAUCAUGAUAUCCCUACUAUUUAAUGAGGGAGAAAAAAGAACCCACCAAACCCAACCCAGAAGCUUUUUAACAGCAGGUGUUUUACAUCUGCUGCCUGGAAAGUUUUGAGCUGAGUAUUUCCAUGGUUUUAAGUGGAACAAAAAUUGUGCAUUUUAGCCUUUUCUUUUCUAGAGCUGUAAAUUUAUAAUGUAUGUAAAGCUUGAGAGUCGUACUAGUCACUCUGCAGGCAUUUCCAUACUACUAAAACUGUAUAUGCAGGGUCACAUAGAAGCAGGUACAAGUUUUCUCUGCCUGUGCUUCAAGCCAGUUGGACCAAGCUCUUACUGAGGUGAAGCCGCAACAGAGGUGAUGUUUGAAUCCGUCAAAAAUGGCUUUGGGCAUACCUGUGACUACCUGUUAGUUGCCUUUAAUACGAAGGGGGGUUGUAUUCUUUUCUCACGAGCUGAUCUGCAGUUAGGCUGCUGGAGGUUGAACUUUUCAGGGGUCUGUCAGCACAAGGCUGCUUGCACGCUUCAGCUCCCUCAGCUGUUAGGAACAGGGAGUGUUGUUUCAUGUUUCCAGAACCCACAUCACAGUAACCUGAUGAUUUUACACUUCAGCUACAAGUAUUUGGUUUUGUUUGUCAGUCUGUUAAGGCGUGAGAUCACCUGGGGAGAAAAGGAUGCACCAUAUGUACAUGGGAGCUUGCUGACUUAUUUGCAGUGUAUUCCUAUGGAAGUAUUUUAAAUGUUUAAAUCAUAGAAUGUGCUGUCAGUUAUCUCUGAAAGAAGAUAAUGGAUAGUCUUAACACAGCAGAAUUAAACCCAGUUAUAUCUAAUUAUGUAUCUGUAGACAAUCUCUACUGUGUAAGUUUGACUUCAGUGGAACUACUCAAGUGAUUAAGGUUAGGCACUGCAUUAACUGUUGGUUUUUUCUGAGGAGCUGCUACUUCACUUACCACUGAAUUGUCUCAGCACUAAACUGACAUAAUUGCUAACACUGGUAUUCUGAGAUUUUCUGGUCAGCUGCCUCUCACCUCAGUGUCUGCAGGGGAGCGUGUUCAGGACUGUUCCUUGUCCUGACGCCGGCACAUUCCUAUCUGGCAGUCCUGGACAAGGCUGCUUCAGCCAGGCUUCUCUACUUACGUUCCCUCGUGGAUUUGAUCUGUUGCACCUUCUGAGAUCACAUCACACUAUAAUUAGGUUUUACAGGGGGUGGAAGCGAUGGGUCUAUCAGAUGACCUUUCCCUCUGAAUUGUGGUAUAUCAACCCUUCACGGCUGUGUCACAAAAACAAUUUCUGCUUAUUCUCCAGCAUGUAUGUGUGCAAAGUGAAAAGCUUAAAAGUGAAGGGCGUGCUUCUUUCUAGACUAGUAACUACCAAGAUGGGUAGAGUUUCUGUGAUGUGGAAGUCUCUCCCCGUUCUGAAGUAGGUGAAGGUCUGAGGAGGUUUUACUUAGGAAAGCAAUCUUAAACAAUGCCUGCGCACUGACUUUUGUCUCUUCAACCCCAGAAGGAAACAUCCAGUUGUCUUUUAUGACUGCCAGUCUGGAAACCUGGAGUUUAGUAUAUGAUAUAAUUGCUAUGGACCUCGUAAGUGGAAGUUCUCAUGGUUUCAGCUGUGUUUUAAAAGGUAAAAAUCAAUAGCAACACCAGCCUGAACAUAGACCAUACAUAUCCUCUCCUUUGAGAAACUUAUUUAUGAUACAUCACUUUUGAACAUCAAGUCAUUUAGCAUCAGGCAUAGUAUUAUUUGUAAGACUAACCUCUGAAAUUUGCUUCUCUAGUCAGUAUGAAUUGGCUGUUUUCAAAAGUGAUCAGUCAUGCUAUUUUGGAUGCUGAUCUAUCAGCUUAGAACACUUUAAAUUGUUGCUUCAAGCUGUAGCAAAAUUAAUCAGAUGAGAGGAGCUAUUUAUGACCCUGAUUACUGCAAUUAUUCAAGCCCAGCCCUGAAGUUAUGUAACACCUUAUCCUGUGCCUGCAGUCAGAUCCACAUUAAGAAAUCAUAUCCCCUCCCUUUGGCAGCAAUCAACUUACACCUAGCAUUGGUGAUUCUUCAGUUUUGUAGACACUGUUGAACUGCAACGUGUACAACAGCCUCCCCUGACUCAAGUGCCAUUUAUCUGUAUCCUGAAAAGCAGAUGAGUAAGGCAGUGGUUAUUUUAAUGCCUAGCAUACACAGCAAGAAGGUAGAAAUGCCUAGUUUUGUUUUUCUCCCCCCCAUCAAAAAAUAUAUUUUAGUCAUCUUAGGGAUGAGACUGCCUUGAAGCUACCUUGGGGUUUAAAAUACAGUCAAAAGGGACAGAACCUGCAACUUGUUCACUUAACAGAUAAAUGGAACAGACAAGUAACUAGUUUAAGGCCCUGUUCAAAUUAUUACCAGAGUGCUGUGAAAGAACUAACCAUACAAAUUGGCAUGUUAAAUGAUGUUUGCCAAUUCUGUUGUAGAGGGCUCUUUUUCUACUUCAUAUUUUUAUAAUCAUAAUAAUAAAAACUGAAAACAAACUUGCUAUUUAUUAUUUUAUUUUGCUCAAGUAGUGUAAUAAAGGUGAUAGGACAUCUCUGA